Messenger RNA from Aaosphaeria arxii CBS 175.79, 759 nucleotides. RefSeq names its product cysteine proteinase. Gene Ontology annotation, biological process: protein deubiquitination; ubiquitin-dependent protein catabolic process. Gene Ontology annotation, cellular component: cytoplasm. Gene Ontology annotation, molecular function: cysteine-type deubiquitinase activity. The record is from RefSeq and is a predicted model, not a curated record. The coding region runs from base 1 to 759 and encodes 252 amino acids. Lineage: Eukaryota; Fungi; Ascomycota; Dothideomycetes; Pleosporales. The transcript has 3 exons.
AUGGCAGCCGAAAACUCCCCAGACGCACCGGCUACGGCCAAAAAGUUCGUGCCAUUAGAGAACAACCCCGAAGUUAUGUCAUCGCUCGUGCACAAGCUCGGACUCUCCCAGAACCUUACCUUCCACGAUGUUUUCAGCAUCGACGAGCCGGAGCUGCUCGCCUUUGUGCCGCGCCCCGCGCACGCCCUGCUCCUCAUCUUCCCCGUCUCCGAGACAUACGAGAAGUUCCGCGUGCAGGAGGACCAGGAGAAACAGCAGUACGCGGGGAGUGGGCCGGACGAGGAGGUCAUCUGGUACAAGCAGACCAUCUCCAAUGCUUGCGGCCUCAUCGGGCUGCUCCACGGUGUCUCGAAUGGGGAGGCACGCGCGCACAUCGAACCUGACUCAAGUCUUGCGGAGUUGCUGCGUGACGUAGUUCCCUUGAAGCCGAAUGAGCGUGCGGACUGGUUGUAUGAUUCCGAGGCGCUGGAGUCGGCGCAUCAGGAUGCUGCGGCGGGUGGCGAUACGUCGGCGCCGGCUGCGGAGGACAAUGUUGAUUUGCACUUCGUCUGCUUUGUCAAGUCGAAGGAGAAUAACCUCUGGGAACUGGAUGGUCGCCGCAAGGGGCCAUUGAACCGCGGUCCACUCCCCGCAGAUGAGGAUGUGCUGGGCGAGAAGGCACUUGAACUCGGAGUGCGGAGCUUCCUCAAGCGUGAGGCAGAAGCUGGUGGUGGAGAUCUCCGAUUCAGUCUCAUCGUGUUGGCGCCUUCUUUGGAUUGA